This is a messenger RNA of Limanda limanda (common dab), 999 nucleotides long. Its product is annotated as neurogenic differentiation factor 4-like. Lineage: Eukaryota; Metazoa; Chordata; Actinopteri; Pleuronectiformes; Pleuronectidae. The record is from RefSeq and is a predicted model, not a curated record. Bases 1 to 999 code for a protein of 332 amino acids. Gene Ontology annotation, molecular function: protein dimerization activity. The transcript has a single exon.
AUGAUGAUUAAACCGUAUAUGAGACAAGGUGAGGGAGAGGAGGCCGUCAGCCCUCUGCAGUGGACGGAUGAAGACAUGAGCUCCCCUGACGGAGACGCGUCAGUCUCCUCACAUCACUACAGAGAGUGUGAAACAAACCAACAGGACAGGGAGAUGGGCAGCGAAGAUGUGGAUGAAGACGAUGAUGACGAAGAGGAAGGCCAGGAGGACGAAAACAAGUCCAAACGACGAGGCCCCAAGAAAAAGCGCAUGACCAAAGCUCGGGUGGAGCGUUUCCGUGCCCGGCGUGUGAAGGCCAACGCCAGGGAGCGCUCACGCAUGCACGGUCUGAACGAUGCUCUGGAGAGCCUGCGCACCAUCAUGCCCUGUCACUCCAAAACCCAGAAACUGUCCAAGAUCGAGACCUUACGACUCGCCCGCAACUACAUCUGCGCUCUGUCCGAGGCCCUGGAGGGGGGCGUGUCCACGGAGAGCCGGGCUUUCAUGGAGACGCUGUGUAAGGGCCUCUCGCAGCCCACCUCCAACCUGGUAGCGGGCUGCUUGCAGCUGGGACCUGGCUCUGGCGGCGGGAUGAGGCCUGAGGACAGACAUGGUGUCCGGGCACCACCUGCUCCUCUGGGAGGCGUGGGGAGCUACUCCUCUCCGGGUCUGCCCAGUCCGCCGUAUGGCACUUUUGACUCUGCUCACCUGCUUCACCUGAGGGCGAUUAAAGGGGGAGCGUACGAGAAUCACUCGCCACACGAGUAUAACGGCGGUGGCGUGGGGACCCCUCCCUAUGACGGCCCUCCUACCCCCCCUCUGAGCAUCAGCAGUAACCUGGUGCCCAAACAGGAGCCUUCACCUCACUACCCACCCACACACCACUACUCGCCGACCCCCUUGGACCAGGGCCUGUAUCAGCCUCAGAGCAGCUAUGACGUACACUUAGAAGGGGCAUAUGACGCCUACCAUCCACCGCACAUGCCCCCCCGACAUAUGACCUCCAUCUACAGAGACUGA